AUCGGUUACAGUUUAAAGUUGAUCAGUGAAAACAGACAAGAUUUGUUUAGGUUUUGUCUGUAGUUCAAGAUUUUUAAUUAUUUCUUUCAAGUUGUGAAGUUAUUUUAAUUUCUAUCCAUUGAUUACAAUGAGUAGAAAAUUUAAAAAGGACAUUGUACCUUGGAAAAAUCCAGCUGAAUUUAUCAAAGUAUAUGAGUAUGCUUUCUCUGAUGAUCUGAAGAAAAAUCGUUGGGCUGUUGAGCAAAUCACUGUUUGGGAAACACGGUGCUGGCCAAGCCUUCCAACUGCUGUGGAAGCAACUCUUUUAUUAGUGCGAAGCAAAAUUCAAGAUCAUUUAUAUGAGGCCAGCAAAUUUUUUUGCAAUGCACAAGAAGUUGAAAUGAUGUAUUCAAAUGCUGUUGUAAGGUUUGUAAAUCUAUUAUUAGAGAAUGAUCAAAACUCAAGAAAUAAAAAAAGAUUAUUUACUUUAGCAGAAGAGAGAAAUAUCCCACCUUGGAUUGUUGAUAUUCGUCAUAAUAGUACUCAUGGAUUUCACCCAACUCUCCCAAUACUUCGCAUGGCUUAUGAAACUAUUAUGGCAUAUCUUGAAAAGAUAUUUUGGCUUCCCGAGAAAUCUCGUGUAUGUGCUAUAAUAAAAUUUGUUGAUGAAGCACCUAUUGUGGAAUUACUGGAAGAUUACAAAUUACUUCAAUAUCAGAUGGUUGCAAAUAUUGUAGAAGAAGGUAUAGAAGACAAAGAGAUGGUUCAUACAGGUGCGAGAGAUAAGGUUUUGUUGAAAAUCGAUGAAAUCUUAAGAAAACCAAAAUCUCAAAGGAAAUUUUUAGACAUACUUGUGGAAAAUUUUAUUACAUUGUAUGAUGUCCAAGCAAUGAUCACUGAAGAUGAAAUAUUCAUGGAUGAUAAUAUAUCGCCAUCUAGUAUGAUGUUGCCAGCAACUCUCCAGCACUUUUACAACCCCCUGAUCAAACUUUUGCAUAAACAUAAUUUGAUUUCAACCUUUUUAGAGUUGUUACUACUUAGUCAAGAAAAGCGUGAAUACGUAGUAUUGCAAAAAAUUGUUGACUAUGCAGUGUUGUAUAUCUUCCAUCUUACAAAGGCCUCAGGCAGAGUAUCCAAGCAAACAGCUAUGCCAUUUGUUUGCAAAGGUGCUAAUCUCAAUAAGUACAGAUUGCUUUAUUCCUGUGUAAAAGGAUGUAGUACUACUGUAAGAGUUGUUUUUGAAUGGCUAGUGGAUGAGCUGGAGCUGAUGCAUUUUGUACCAGAACUAACUGCAAUGAUAAAUAUAAAGUUGGGAACUUCAAUUCGCACAGAGUCUGGAACAAUGAGAGAGAACAGAAGAAAGCGAAAAUUUGAUGAAUUUACAUUUACUGUUGAAGACUUAGAAGAAGAUGUUCUAGAAG
Molecule: messenger RNA, 1400 nt
Organism: Parasteatoda tepidariorum (common house spider)
Lineage: Eukaryota; Metazoa; Arthropoda; Arachnida; Araneae; Theridiidae
Source: RefSeq, a predicted model, not a curated record